Molecule: messenger RNA, 6650 nt
Organism: Plectropomus leopardus (leopard coralgrouper)
Lineage: Eukaryota; Metazoa; Chordata; Actinopteri; Perciformes; Serranidae
Product: sodium- and chloride-dependent GABA transporter ine
Biological process (GO): nitrogen compound transport; amino acid import across plasma membrane; sodium ion transmembrane transport
Cellular component (GO): plasma membrane
Molecular function (GO): amino acid:sodium symporter activity
Source: RefSeq, a predicted model, not a curated record
CACAAGCAAGAGUUGGCAGAAUUGAGGACAAACGCCGCGGAGGGCACGUGCAGGCUACCGAUCAUUGUAUUGUAGGCUUGUUGUCUUAAUGAUGCAUUUAUUGGCAUAUACUGAAAAAUCUUGAGUCAUCAUUAAUAACCAGACGUCCAGGGAGUUUAUUGUCAGUCUGGGUGGACCCAUAGACUUUUUUUUAACCUGGGAAUAUUUUACUCUGCAGGACUGAGGACCGUUGAUUGUGAUAACCAAAACAAAAAACAAAAAAAACAAAAAAACGUUUUUGUUACCCAUAGCUAAGCCGCGAUGGAGGUCAGUGCUGAAAAUUUGAAGACACCCUCUGACGAAAGAGAUUGUGCUCUGAGACCCUUAAAUGUCAAGGUGGUCGCCGACAAGAGCGUGGACGCAGAGGCGCAGAGACCCACAUGGAGUGGGCGGCUGGAGUUCAUCCUGGCAUCGGUGGGCUACGCGGUGGGACUGGGCAAUAUCUGGAGAUUUCCCUACCUGUGCUACAGAAGCGGUGGAGGUGCUUUUAUGGUCCCUUAUUUCAUCAUGGUGCUCCUGUGUGGCAUUCCUCUGCUCUUCAUGGAGUUUUCUGUCGGGCAGUACACUCGUGUAGGGCCAGUACAUGCUUUCGCCAAAAUCUGUCCCUUGUUAAAAGGUGUUGGUCUGGCCACAGUUGUUAUCUCCUUCGUGUUCUCCACCUACUACAAUGUGAUCAUGAGCUGGGCACUUUACUAUUUCUUCAGCUCAUUUGGAAAGACUCUGCCCUGGAUGUCCUGCAACAACACCUGGAAUCUUGUCGAAAACUGUUCCAGUGGUUUCCCGGGCAACGCCACCCACCUGCAGUCUGCCAGCCAGCAGUUCUUUGAUCAGAAACUUCUGCAGAAAACCAAUGGCAUUGAAGACGUUGGUGGCCUUCACUGGGAACUCUUUGGCUAUCUCAUUAUUUCCUGGGUCAUCGUGUAUUUAUGCAUAUUUAAAGGAGUCAAAUCCACUGGCAAGGUUGUGUAUUUCACCGCCGUAUUUCCAUACUUCAUUCUGUUUGCCCUGCUCAUUAAUAAUGUGCAGCUUCCCGGAGCCAAGGACGGUAUCUACUACUUUGUGACACCUGUCUGGAGCAAACUGUUUGAAGUUAAGGUUUGGGUUAAUGCGGCUGCCCAGGUUUUUAACUCCAUUGGAAUAGCAUUUGGCUCCAUGAUUUCAAUGGCUAGUUACAACAAGUUCAACAACAACAUUCUCAGGGAUGCUUUAAUUGUAUCAAUUACCAACUCGUUCACCAGUAUUCUGGCUGGCUUUGUGAUCUUCUCGGCCAUUGGCUACAUGGCUCACAUACAUAACCUCCCAGUGGACAACAUAGCUACAGAUGGUCCUGGUCUGGUGUUUGUUGUGUACCCUGAAGUCCUCUCCACCAUGCCUGUCUUUCAGCUGUGGGCUCCUCUGUUCUUCUUUAUGCUGCUGUGUCUGGGCCUUGACAGCCAGUUUGCCACAGUUGAGGUGGCUAUAACGUUCAUAAAAGAUGAGUUUGGCUGCCAAGUUCUGCAAUUCCUAAAGAGAGAAGAGCUGCUGGCCCUGGCUAUGUGCCUUGUUGGCUUCAUCCUGGGGAUUCCUCAUGUCACCAAGGGAGGUAUCUAUGUGUUUCAGCUGAUGGACCACUACACCGCUGUGGUCUCCCUCAUAUUCCUGGCUUUUUUUGAAGUUGUCGCUGUCUGCUGGAUUUUUGGUGUCCCACGUAUCUGCUUAAUGGUCAAGAGGAUGCAAGGGAAAGUUCCAAACAUCUACUUCCGUGUCUGUUGGUUGCUACUCUGUCCUCUGUUGGUGCUGUGUAUACUGAUCUCCAGCAUUGUCCAGUACACUCCUGCUCGCUAUGGGAACUACACAUACCCAGUGUGGGCUGAAAUGGUGGGCUGGUGUGUCUCACUGGUCUCCAUUGUGUGGAUCCCAAUUGGAGCCAUUCAAGAGAUCUAUGGCAAAAAAGGUUCACUUCUUCAGAGACUUAAAACAGCCAUGAUUUCCACAAUAGAUAUGGAUGCUGAGGAUCCCCUGCCGGAAAAACAAAACCUAGACAACUCGGCAUCUGAAGCCCUGUUUACUUCAGUGGCAUAACCAGGAAUACAACCAAAGCCAUGUCUGUGCGUCUCUGCUAAUUAAGGGUACUGUUAAGUGAUGGAGUCAACUUUAUUCACACUGAGACACACAAUUAUUCUAUUGUAAAAUGGUAAUUUUAUUUUAUUUGUUCUACUAGGACAGAUUCUUUACUGUAUCUUAAGCACACUGUACAUUUUUAAUACUUCAAAACAUCCUUUGCACCUGCUAACUAAACCAACUAAAGGUCUAUUUAAUUCAACUUAAUCACACAAAACUUAGGUAUGAGUGAGUGUGCGACCUGCCCUGACUAUGCACAUGUUCAUUCCAAUCAAAGCUCAAUAAUUUAUUUAUUUCUUCCCCUUUGUUUGAUUAUUCAGUGAAAAUGGCUGGUGUAUGCAGUGAUAUUUUCUCUCUUCUCUUUUGUAAUGUGUAUAUACGUGUGUAUCAUGCAUCUAUGUUAUAGGCUUUGAGAAGUUAAUUAACUAUUUAGCUUACAACAAGUAGACUCAGUCCUUAGGAGGUCUGUUUCCUUUAUGAAGCACAUCAUAAAGAGACUACAAAGGCCUGUCUCAUUUGAAAGUCCCUUCAGCUUGCAGUAGGGAAUUGCAGCCAUAUUUGGCCUAAAUGUUUGUGACCAAAACCAGAUUAUCUUUGUGGCCUUUAAACCCAUAAAACCUUGGGCUGUUCUUUUGUUUAAUGCAAUGUUCAAGCGAUCCUCAUCUACUUGUAAAGUUGAGGAACUUUGUACAUAACUUGCAAUAGCCUAUUAAAAAACAGUGCAAAAUAACAUUAAAUGUUAAAGGGAUAUAUCUGAAGUUACCCUUUAGCACUGUAUGCUAGUCUUGUGAAACAGAGCUAUCUCAACUCAAAUGGUUCAAAACUUGUCCUGGAUUUGUUUCUGUAUUUUAAUCUAAUAUGCCAUUCAAGGUACCAACUUAAAAAUGUUUGACUUUACGACUGAACUGUUUUAAUGCAACAUUAAUUUUGAUGUCUGAGUGGCUGAAUGGUCACAGUGUGGUAGGAGAGCAAGAUGAGAUGGGCUGUAAGUUUGGGCUUUCAGAGUAUCCAGCCCCUGAACUGGGACAUAGCCUGAAUAGAAGAGAGAUGCUUUUGGAGUUUGAAUAUAUUUUAAUUUUCCAAUGUCUUAACAUCCUUUUCAUUAAGUUAAAAACCUUGAACAAACAAACACAUGAAUAUCAUUUUUGUUCAAAUGGCAGAUAUAAUUGUUCUUUGUGCAAUUUAAUUGCAGAUUUUAAAAUGCCCCAUGAAGUUUUUUUUGUUUUUGUUUCUUCAAUGCAAAGCUUCAGAGAGAUUCACUUGCGACUGUCAGUCAGUUAGUGAGUGUGUGAUCCAGGCAGCAGGUUAAUGUUAUACAGAUGUGUACUGAGCUCAAAUAGGGGGUGAAUCAGUGCUGGGAUUUUGUUUUGUCUGAUCUCUACAGGUUAAGGAAUAAGGUUUUUUUUCAACAGUGCAUCUGACAUUAUUUCUAACUAUCUUGGAGCAGGCAACUCACAAGACGUUUAGAGAUUAUAAGUGGUGCCUUUGAUCUGCCUCCAUAAAGUUGUAUCGGGCUAAUGAGGGUAGAUAAUCUCGAGGAGAGCAACACUUAUCUGUUAAUCUGUUCACUCCCUUUUCAGUGCUCCAUAUUGUAUUGACUCAAAACCUGCAGUUAAUCACGGACUGACUCUAGUUUCACUAGUUUUAAGUAAUGUGUAUGGGGUGUUUUUUUAAUAAUUGAUGUCUUGAUGUCAAGGACAGGUUUAUAGUGAGAUUAUACUGAUCCAAAUUCUGUCUGACACUGGGAGAAAACGGCUCAGUCAGUUCAGUGUUGAAACUGUAAGCUUUGGGUUAAUAUAUUAUAUGGAUGAACAACCUUAACUGGAAAUGAGCAGGGGAGAUAUGUGUAAAUGGAAAAAGUCACUUUGAUGAGAAACUUUUUAAAUGUUGUGCCCUAGACUGGGUUCUUUGCCCUUUCUGUCUCCUUCUGUCUUUGUAGCCUAUUAACCAAGCCCUCAUUUUGGAGUGCCUUUAACUGAAUGUACUCAAAACUCUGAUGAUAAAUGCUCAAGACACCUGAACAUCAUUUUUAAAAUGGUUAAAAAAUCAAUGUCAUGUUUCUCAACAAUGAUGCUUGGAUCACAAUUUAAAUGUGAAAAUGCUGUCACUCCAGUUUUGUAUUUGUUUUUAAAUUUGUGCAAAAACAUUAACCUGUAGGUUGAAAAAGAAUCUGAGGCUUUAAAAGGGCAGUUUUUGAAAAUUUCACAAGAAAAACAUGUAACUUAAUGUUACAAGCCUAAUGUGCCUUUUAAUGUUUGAUGAUCUACAGUGAAUUAGACCAGUGGUUCUCAUCCUUUUUUGCGCCAUCUGAAAAGAUUUUUGUUUGACCAGAAUUCUACCAGAAUUCUAUUCAACUGUUGUGGAGGUGAAACCUGCAGUCAGAAUAGUACUUUCACUCAUACUGGACACACCUACAGUGAACUAAAUUGUAAAAAAUAAACUAUUCUCCAAUUUUUGGGGGACCCACUGAACAGUGGCAUUGUUAAGCCUCGCCUUCUUCAGCCCUGAAAAUUGUAUGCAUUGCCCCUGAUCUAAAUACAUAUAGGCUAAAUAUAUAUACUUAAAAAUAAAAUAAUUGAAAUAACAAAGAAAAGUGUCAGAUCUAAUGAUCUGUCAUUCUGUUUUGGUUAAAGCACUCAAAAAUAAUAUUUUGUCGAUCAAAAUCACAAUUUUAAUUAUUAUUGCAACUCUAGUCAAUACAUUUUUAAAAGAUAACAGUUUCUGUAGUACGUAGUCUAUUUCUAUUAGUAAUACUAAUUACUUAAAACCAUUAAUAUUUUUAGUGUCAUAAUUUAUCUCAAAAGUUAAAAAAAAAAAAAAAAAAAAGUUUUUAAGGGUAAAUAGGAUGCCAGAGUUAAUUAAAAAGCAUAAAAGCAAAGCUUAAUUUUCCAAUAAAUUUCCCCAUGUACCCCCAACACAGAUCCAGUCUAAGCCCACAAUGUCCUCAAAAUUUAGAAAUGCCCCGUCCCCUAGAACUCCCCAAAGGCCCCAGGGGCUCUCCGGACCCCUGGUUGAGAACCACUGAAUUAGUCAAUCAAAACUGGUAUUUGGGUAGUCGCAUAUAUGUUGUUGUUAUAAGAUGCCUUAUCUUACUUUAUGUCAUGAAUUAUGUCAGCUGUUUAAAUGUGCAAAAAUGAUUUAGAACCACCUUCACAACACUGUUUACACAUUUUAGUAAACUGACUUUUAAUAUGAACUAAUUACAGAUUGUUAUGGGCUGUUUAAAGAAUUGCAUUUUUAAAAUCAUCUUGUUUUUAAGUGUAAUAUGUCUGGAUUGUUUCAACAAAAGGUGUUGAGCAGCCAUGUGCCAUGAUGUGCUGACAGUCAGUUUUCAGCUAAACAUCACACCUGCAUAUUUCACUGAUUAGUUUCAGAUGAUCAUCUCAGUCAAUGGGUGCGUUUGCAUGCGCACUUAUAUUCUUUUAUUUUUCCGAAUAUGACAGUAUUCUGAGUUUGAUAUGGGUCAAUGUACACAACAUAUUCAAUUUGGACAUUCUGAAUUAGGUCCUUUUCCAAAUGAAGCAUUUUGCAAUUAAGACAUGCAGGAUAUCUUUCUAUCAUUCAGGUUUUGGGAGCAUUCUUUGGGCAUGUAUACAGCACAUUCAGAAUUUUUUCAACUGACAGUUUGUGACACACAGAGUUUGCCCAAUGAUGGUCAGCUCUGCAUAUCAUGGAUACAUUGUGCAACUCAGUAACAGUUUGCAAGGCUGUGUUGUAGCGAUACAUGCCCAAAUGCAAUGCCCACAUUUCUGGUUGGAAGGAGAAAACACACCCACUUUACACAUUCUGAAAGACUUGGAUAUUAACAGGUUUUUGAAUAUGGGCAAACAUCACAACACCAACCUUUUUACAACUGGUGGAAAAACAGCCGUUCCAUUUUUCUGUACUUUGACAUGAUAAAGUACAUGUCAUUGCACAUUAAUCAGGGUAUGCACGGCUGUACGUAACAGGAGUGCAAUGUUAAUUUUAAUUAGCCUUGUAAACAGCUUAGUAGGAAUAUUGUCUUUUAUGGGAUAAGGGGGAAAAAACGAAUAUUUUGCGCAUGUAAACGUAGUCAGUGAAGUCAGCUGCUGCAGUUUGUGGCUAAAUAAUAACUUCUAGAGUCUUUUUGCUCCAUGAAACAAGACUGCUCACCCCUUAAAAUAUCUUGUCAUAAUAUACAACAACAUUUAAAAUUUGUGGCUCAUUGCUGUUGUGUUGUUUGAAGUUUCAGGCUGUCGCUCUCAGUGACUAUAGUGAAAGUGUUUUCACAUUCACACAUUUCACACAGUGAAGUUGAUUAAACUUUGCAGAACAGAUGUGUAUUUGCAAAGCAAGAUUUUUUUUAUGCUAGACUCAAAUUUGUUUUUACAUUCUAUGUUUGUUAAACAAAAUCCUACAAAUCUCUAACAAAUUCAGUGUUGAUUUUUCAUGUUUAAAUUUUCUUACUGUUUUUUUCACAUUUCUACUGUGUUGCUGUGUUGAUUUGUGGUGUAUUAACAUUUUAUUGAAUAAACUGCCUUCAAUUUAAA